This is a messenger RNA of Dermatophagoides pteronyssinus (European house dust mite), 2960 nucleotides long. It is a transcript of the gene Cerk, whose product is annotated as Ceramide kinase. The record is from RefSeq and is a predicted model, not a curated record. Gene Ontology annotation, biological process: ceramide metabolic process; phosphorylation. NCBI's taxonomy places the organism in Eukaryota, Metazoa, Arthropoda, Arachnida, Sarcoptiformes, Pyroglyphidae. Gene Ontology annotation, molecular function: ceramide kinase activity.
AAUUUUUUCCUCAAGCAAAAUUUUCUUGUAAUAACAUUAUUAUAUAUUGUUUAAAUCAUUAUUCCUCAUGAAAAGAAAAACAUAAAUUAAAAUUAAUUGUCAAUCAUGUCUUCAUCAAUUCUUUAUGGUUUUCGUAAAACAAGCGAUUCAUAUACGGUGAAUAAAGUAACAUCAUCUUCACCAUCAUCGAAAACAUCAUCAAAUUCUAAAGUGAUGAUAUCGGAUAUGGAAAAUAAUGAUUAUGAUGACAAUAAUCAAAUGAAACAUCGAUCAUCAAUGAUGAUGAUUAAAACAAUUGAUGUUGAACCAUCAUCGAUAAGACAUCCAAACAUUCAUCAUCAUCAUUUGCAUGUAAAACAAUCGAAUAUUGAUGAUGAUCUUAACAAUAAACGACAAUUAUUAUCAUCAUCAUUGUCAACCACUUAUGCAUCAUCUACAUCAAAUUAUUCAUCAUCAUCACCAUUAUCAUCGUCGUCGUCGGAUUCAUCAUCAUCUACUUGUGAAGAUUUUUCCAAUCGUCAAGAUGAUAGUGACCGUGAUGAUAUUGAAAAUCAAACAAUGAAUAAUAAUAAUAAUUUGAAUAAACAAUAUCAAACCAAGUUUACGGUUCCACAACAAAAACCAAAACAAUCUCCUGAUGAAAUCAUUGGCGAUAAAAUUAUUGAAAAAACAAAAAUCCUUCAUGAUAACCAUAAUAAUAAAUCAGUUAUGAGAAAAGAAAAGCUAUCAUCAUCAUCAUCAUCAUCUCCCAAAUCAGCAUCAAUUGGUUUAACAAUAUCAUCGUCAAAAAAUAAUUCAGCCUUCGAACCGGACGAUGAUAUUGAGCAAUUGAAAAAUGAUCAAUCCAAUAUCAAACAGAAUCGUUUGAAAAAUCCUAUCCAUAUUGGAGCAUUAUCAUCAUCAUCAAAGACUCCAUUUUCACAACCAAAAACAGAUAAUUGUUUUGUUAGCCUUUAUGUUAACAAUAAACGUUGUUUAGUCAUGUAUAAUCGAGAAUAUUUGGCUUUUGAACCUGAACUAAUGUCGAAAAAAUUGGAUAACCAAACAUCGACAACAUUAGGCAAUAAUAAUGAACGUGUGACCAUAAAAUUGUCCGAUAUGAUGGCCGUUUGGAUAUGUUCAUGUCCUAUACGUUAUCGUCGAAAUAGCCAUCGUCAAUCAUCAAUACAAUUAUGUAGUUGUAUUGAAAAUGAACUUAAAUUACAAAAACAAUCAUCAUCAACAUCGACAGGAAUAUUGCCAUCAUCAAUGGUAACAGGAAAUCAUCAUUCAAUGAUAAAUCCUUCUAAAAAACAGCCUCCAUUUAUGGUACGUGUAUAUUAUGCUGUUUAUGAUUUACCGUCACGCAAUAAAAAUGGUGGAUUCCGUUUAGAGCUAUUGACACUUAGUUCGCAUGAUGAUGAUCAACAUCGUCCAUUAUCAUCAAAUACAAAUGAUAAUGAUGAUGAUGAUGAUAUCGCUGUUCAUCAUGAAACAAGAUUAUUGACAGAAAUUGCCUAUUCAAUUCGUUCAACAUUAGAAACAUUUGAUCGACCAAAACGUUUAUUAUUGUUUAUCAAUCCAUUUGGUGGAAAUAAAAAAGGAAUAGAAAUAUUUGAUAAUAAAGUUAAACCAAUUUUGGAUAUAUCACGUAUCAAUUCAAAUGUUAUAAUAACUGAACAUGCUGAUCAGGCUAAAGAUAUUUUAUUAAAUGAAAUAACUGAUUUGAAUGAAUAUGAUGGUAUUAUCUGUAUCGGUGGUGAUGGUAUGUUUGGCGAAGUAUUAAAUGGUGUUCUUAUUCGUACACAAAUAGAAAAUCAGAUCAAUUAUGAGAAUAUUGAUGCAAUGUUAAAAAAACCUACACUUAAAUUGGGAAUUAUACCAGCUGGUUCGACUGAUGCCGUUGUUUAUGCAACAUGUGGCCACAAAGAUCCUAUUCAUUCAAUUAUAUCAAUUGUUUUGGGUCGUACAAUCAGUAUUGAUGUUGGUGCUGUUCAUAAUCGUGAUGAAGAACAAUUAAUUCGUUAUACGGCUUCAUUUAUGGGAUAUGGAUUUUUUGGUGAUACUAUUCAAGAAUCUGAACGAAUCCGUUGGAUGGGACCAAAACGUUAUGAUUGGGCUGGCGUGAAAAAAUUCUUUAAACAUCGUCUUUAUAGUGGUGAAAUAAAAAUCUGUUUAGAACCGAAUGAUGGUUCACCAAAAGAUUAUAAUCCAUGUGGUAUUAAUUGUUCAACAUGUCAACAAGCUGGAAUUAAAUCUAGAGCAACGUUAAGUGCUGAUGAUUCACCCGCUUGUAUAUCGAUACGUGGACGAUUUUUAGCAAUCAAUUCGGCUAUAGUAUCAGGUCGUUGUCAUAUGAGCAAAUAUGGUAUGUCACCAAUGGCACACGUUGGAAAUGGAUGUGCCGAUUUGAUACUUGUAUCUAAAUGUUCAAGAUUUCAAUAUCUAAAAUAUUUGUUCAGUGUAGCCUUUCAUACUAAAAGUCCUUUUGAAUUUAAUUUCAUAGAUUCAUAUCGUGUUCGAGAAUUUGAAUUUAAUCCAAUUGUUGAACCAACACAUAAACGAAAAGGAUAUAUGUUUGAAAAAUCUGUUGAUUGUGAUUUUUUCGAUACAUUCGAAGAUGAAUAUGGUAAUGAAUCCAAUAUUAAUAAUGAUAUGGAUGUUAAUCGUGUUACAAAAAAAUCAUCCAAAAUUCAACGACAAAAACAAUCGAAUAAUAAAAAACGUUGUGUAUUAAGUUCAAGCGUAUGGAAUUGUGAUGGAGAAAUUGUUAAUGAUCCUGCUAUACAUGUAAAGAUUCAUUGUCAAUUGAUUGAACUAUAUGCACCGGGAUUCGAUGUUGGCCGAUUAUUGGCCAAUGGUAAUAUUCGACAGUAAUACUUUAUGGUUUUUUGCCAUGGAAACAAAAAACAAAACAAAACAAAUUCGAUCAAUCGGCAAAUGAACAAAUUUUUGUACACACAAAUACAAAUAUAAUUUCA